Staurois parvus is the source of this 745-nucleotide messenger RNA. The record is from the annotation of a GenBank genome assembly. Lineage: Eukaryota; Metazoa; Chordata; Amphibia; Anura; Ranidae.
AUGAGGCUGAAGUCACCGGCAGUACACCCAGUCCAGGCUCCACUCAGCUCCGCACUGAUGGCUUACCCCGGAGGAGGAGGAUAUUACCCGGCCGGUGGGGUUUGCACCACCUCCUGGUGGAUACCCACAACAAGAUCCUAUGUAUGGCUACUUUGUACAAGUUGCAGGCCAGGAUGGACAGAUAGAUGCUGAAGAGCUGCAGAGAUGUCUCACACAAUAUGGCAUGUCUGGAACAUACAAACCCUUUAACCUGGAAACCUGUAGACUGAUGAUUUCCAUGUUGGAUAGGGACAUGUCUGGCAAGCUGGGCUUCAAUGAGUUUAAAGAACUGGGGAUGGUAUUGAAUGGCUGGAGGCAGAACUUUAUGGCAGUGGACAUGAACAGGAGCGGAUCAGUGGAUGGAAUGGAGCUCCACAGAUCUCUGACAACUAUGGGCUUCAGAUUGAGCCCACAAGCUAUGAACAUUAUCACUAGGAGGUACAGCAAUCACGGCAGAAUUACAUUUGAUGACUACAUUACUUGUUGUGUGAAACUCCGAGCCCUGACAGAAACUUUUAAAAGGAGAGAUGUGUCCCAGCAAGGAAUGGUGAAUUUCAUGUAUGAUGAUGUAAGUACUAUGUGUGGGGGGGGAAAAAAAAAAAAAACCUGGACCCCCCCCCCCCUGUGUGAGAUCUGUGAAGACAUGAUAAAAGAAAUAUCUGACAGUAAUAUGCCUUUUGAAAAUUUCCAGACCUGCAGGAUGUAG